AUGCCACGCAAAGCCGUGCAGCGGGUGUUUACAGAGGCUCGCUUUGGCCUGUUGCAGAUCUUCCCCGACCUGUACCACUUCCAGCACAACUCCGUGGUGAAGCGUUCGGCCGAGCCCAGUUUGGAGCAUCACAACAACCUGCUGGGCGAGAGGGAGGUGAAGUGGGCCAAGCAGCAGGUGGUGCUGUCGCGCCCCAAGCGCGACCUGCUGCCGCUGUCGAUGCAGCUGAGGCCCGGCCGCAACUACCGCCAGACGGUGCUGCUCAACGACCCACGCUGGCAGCAGAUGUGGUACCUGAACCGCGGCCACGGGCUCGACAUGAACGUGCAGGGCGCCUGGUUGGAGGGCAUCACGGGCCGCGGCGUCGUCGUCACCAUCCUGGACGACGGCCUGGAGACGGAGCACCCCGACCUCGUGCGCAACUACGACCCGCAGGCGAGCUACGACGUCAACAACCACGACGAGGACCCGACGCCGCGCUACGACCUCAUCGAUACCAACCGGCACGGCACGCGCUGCGCCGGCGAGGUCGCUGCCGUGGCCAACAACUCCGAGUGCGCCGUCGGCGUCGCAUUCGGCGCCCGCGUCGGCGGUGUGCGUAUGCUGGACGGUGACGUGACGGACGCGGUGGAGGCGCGCUCGCUGUCGCUCAACCCGCAGCACAUCGACAUCUACAGCGCUUCCUGGGGGCCCGACGACGACGGCAAGACCGUCGACGGGCCCGGCGAGCUCGCGACCAGGGCCUUCAUCGAGGGAAUCACCAAGGGCCGCGGCGGCAAGGGCUCCAUCUUCGUGUGGGCGUCGGGUAACGGCGGGCGCGACCACGACAACUGCAACUGUGAUGGCUACACCAACUCCAUCUGGACGCUGUCCAUCUCGAGCGCCACCGAGAACGGCGUCGUGCCCUGGUACUCGGAGGCCUGCAGUUCGACGCUCGCUACCACCUACAGCAGCGGCGCCUCCAGUGAGAAGCAGGUGGUGACCACGGACCUACACCACCAGUGCACGAGCUCGCACACGGGCACGUCGGCGUCGGCGCCGCUGGCGGCCGGCAUCUGCGCGCUGGCGCUCGAGGCGAACCGCGACCUGACUUGGCGCGACAUGCAGCACAUCGUGGUGCGCACCGCGCGCCCCAGCAACCUGCACACCCCGGACUGGAGGCUCAACGGCGUCGGCCGCAACGUGAGCCACUCGUUCGGCUACGGCCUGAUGGACGCCACGGCGAUGGUGCGGCUGGCACGCUCCUGGAAGCCCGUCCCUGAACAGCACCGCUGCGAGGUCUCCGCGCCGCACACCGACAAACUGAUCCCCGCCAAGAGCCAAGUCACCCUGGAGCUGUAUGUGAAGGAAUGCGCCGGCGUCAACUACCUCGAGCACGUGCAGGCCAAGAUCAGCCUGGUGUCUUCGCGGCGGGGCGACCUCACGAUCCACCUGACGUCACCGGCCGGCACGAGGGCGACGCUGCUGGCGCGCCGGCCGCAGGACGUGUCGAGGGCCGGCUUCCAGGACUGGCCCUUCAUGUCGGUCCACACGUGGGGCGAGCAGCCCUUCGGCCGGUGGACGCUCGAGAUCCACAACGAGGGACGCUUCCUGGGCAGCGUCUCUGGCUGGGAGCUGGUGCUGCACGGCACGGAACAGCCGGCACAGCCAGACGACGCCGCCACCGCCGCGCCGCCGCCGCCGACGGCCGCCCCCGGCACGGCCGCCCCCCGCACGCGGCCCCCGCCGUCGCUGCCCCUGGGGGCGGAUGCGGGCAAGCAGCAGCAGCAGCAACAGCAGCGCUGGCCCCCGUACCCCCGGCCGCCCGCGCACCACGACAACGAAGUGGCGCCGCCCCCGGCCGCGGCGCCCGCCUCCGCCCCCGACGCCGCCGCGCGGCCCCCUUCGGUCGGCGACGCCGCCUCCAGCUCCGCCUCCGCCUCGGGCUGCGUGUCGCUCGCCAAGAACGGCCACGGCUGCCUAGGUUUGUGCCUCGCAGUGGCCGCCGGCGCGUCGGCGCUGCUCCUGCAGACAAGGACGCUCGUCUGA
Molecule: messenger RNA, 2028 nt
Organism: Schistocerca piceifrons (Central American locust)
Lineage: Eukaryota; Metazoa; Arthropoda; Insecta; Orthoptera; Acrididae
Product: furin-like protease 1
Exons: 11
Coding region: 1-2028 (675 amino acids)
Biological process (GO): peptide hormone processing
Cellular component (GO): Golgi membrane; trans-Golgi network
Molecular function (GO): serine-type endopeptidase activity
Source: RefSeq, a predicted model, not a curated record